Balearica regulorum gibbericeps (East African grey crowned-crane) is the source of this 4478-nucleotide messenger RNA. The record is from RefSeq and is a predicted model, not a curated record. NCBI's taxonomy places the organism in Eukaryota, Metazoa, Chordata, Aves, Gruiformes, Gruidae.
GGUCCUCGGGGUCCUCAAGGGAUUGAUGGUGAACCUGGUAUCCCUGGCCAGCCUGGUGACCCUGGUCCUCCAGGGCAUCCUACCCACCCAGGACCAGAUGGACUAAGCAGGCCAUUUGCAGCUCAGAUGGCAGGACUGGAUGAGAAAUCUGGACUUGGUAGUCAGAUGGGAUUGAUGCCUGGUGCAGUGGGUCCAGUGGGUCCAAGAGGUCCUCAAGGUCUCCAAGGAAAACAAGGUGGUGCAGGCCCCACAGGCCCACCUGGUGAACCUGGGGAUCCAGGACCUAUGGGUCCAGUUGGUUCUCGUGGACCAGAGGGACCUCCAGGCAAACCUGGUGAAGAUGGUGAACCUGGUAGACCAGGACAAUCCGGUGAGCCUGGAUUUCCAGGAUCUCCAGGGCCUCGAGGCUUUCCUGGUGCUCCUGGUCUCCCAGGUCUCAAGGGUCACAGGGGAUUGAAAGGACUUGACGGUCCAAAAGGUGAAAUUGGAGCAGCUGGAGCAAAGGGAGAAUCCGGACCAACAGGUGCCAUGGGUGCAACAGGUCCUCUUGGACCGAGAGGAAUGCCAGGAGAAAGAGGUCGAAUUGGCCCACAAGGUGCCCCUGGUGGACGUGGCCAGCAUGGUAUGCCUGGGAAGCCAGGGCCAAUGGGCCCACUUGGCAUAACUGGUUCUCCAGGUUUUCCAGGUGCUCCUGGUGUAAAGGGUGAAGCAGGUCCAACGGGACCUCGUGGUCCUGAAGGUCCUCAAGGACAAAGAGGUGAAACAGGUCCACAGGGCCCAGCUGGAUCACAAGGUCUUCCUGGUACUGAAGGAACAGAUGGCUCCCCGGGUGCUAAGGGCCCAACUGGAUCUCCAGGCACUGGAGGCCCCCCUGGCUUAUCAGGCCCACCUGGUUCCCCAGGACCACAAGGCAGUACUGGCCCACCUGGUAUUCGAGGCCAGCCGGGAGACCCUGGUGUCCCAGGUUUCAAGGGAGAAGCAGGACCCAAAGGUGAACCUGGCCCACAAGGUCCCCAGGGUCCCAUUGGCCCUGUAGGUGAAGAAGGGAAAAGAGGUCCUCGAGGUGAUCCAGGGUCAGUAGGUCCACCAGGUCCUGUUGGAGAGAGGGGUGCUCCUGGUAAUCGUGGUUUUCCAGGUUCUGAUGGCUUGCCUGGACCAAAGGGUGCCCAAGGGGAGCGUGGUCCAGCAGGUUCUUCUGGUCCUAAAGGAGGUCAGGGAGAUCCUGGGCGUCCUGGUGAACCUGGCCUCCCAGGUGCAAGGGGUUUGACAGGAAAUCCAGGUGUUCAAGGCCCUGAAGGGAAACUUGGCCCCUUGGGUGCUCCUGGAGAAGAUGGACGUCCAGGUCCAGCAGGUUCAAUAGGAAUCAGGGGUCAGCCAGGCAGCAUGGGCCUUCCUGGGCCGAAGGGUAGUAGUGGUGAUCCUGGAAAACCCGGAGAAGCAGGCAAUGCAGGUGUCCCAGGACAGAGAGGAGCCCCUGGUAAAGAUGGUGAAGUUGGUCCUUCUGGUCCUGUUGGCCCACCAGGUCUGGCAGGAGAAAGAGGAGAACAAGGCCCUCCAGGUCCUACAGGGUUUCAGGGCUUGCCUGGGCCACCAGGUCCUCCAGGUGAGGGAGGAAAGCCAGGGGAUCAGGGUGUGCCUGGAGAUCCUGGAGCUGUUGGUCCGUUGGGUCCUAGGGGAGAACGUGGCAAUCCAGGGGAAAGGGGAGAACCAGGUGCAUCAGGACUCCAGGGUGAAAAGGGUAUGGCUGGAGGUCAUGGGCCUGAUGGUCCAAAGGGAAGCCCAGGUCCUAGUGGGACGCCUGGUGAUCCAGGCCCACCAGGUCUUCAAGGUAUGCCUGGAGAAAGAGGAAUUGCUGGAACACCUGGCCCCAAGGGUGAUAGAGGUGGCAUAGGUGAGAAAGGUGCUGAAGGUACAGCUGGUAACGAUGGCGCAAGAGGUCUCCCUGGUCCAAUAGGCCCAAUGGGUCCAGCAGGUCCCACUGGUGAAAAGGGUGAACCAGGUCCUCGAGGUCUAGUUGGUCCUCCUGGCUCCCGUGGAAACCCUGGUUCCCGAGGAGAAAAUGGCCCAACUGGCGCUGUUGGUUUUGCUGGUCCUCCGGGCCCUGAUGGUCAGCCAGGUGUGAAAGGUGAACCUGGAGAACCUGGACAGAAAGGAGAUGCUGGAUCUCCAGGACCACAGGGUCUUGCUGGGUCUCCUGGUCCACCGGGCCCUCCAGGUGUUCCUGGUCUGAAAGGUGGUAGAGGAACUCAAGGUCCACCUGGUGCUACUGGAUUCCCGGGAUCUGCUGGAAGAGUUGGACCUCCAGGACCUACUGGAGCUCCAGGGCCUGCUGGGCCUAUUGGUGAACCAGGAAAAGAAGGUCCCCCAGGUCUUCGUGGAGAUCCUGGUUCUCAUGGCCGUGUGGGAGAUCGAGGGCCAGCUGGGCCCCCUGGGGGUCCUGGAGACAAGGGUGACGCAGGGGAAGAUGGGCAGCCGGGCCCAGAUGGUCCUCCUGGUCCAGCAGGAACUACUGGUCAAAGAGGCAUUGUUGGUAUGCCAGGACAGAGAGGGGAAAGAGGCAUGCCAGGGUUGCCAGGUCCUGCAGGUACACCAGGAAAACAAGGUCCCACGGGGCCACCUGGUGAUAAAGGUCCCCCAGGACCUAUUGGCCAGUCAGGUGCCACUGGACCUGUAGGUGAAGCUGGUCCAGAAGGACCUGCUGGUAAUGAUGGUACUCCUGGACGAGAUGGAGCUGUUGGAGAACGUGGUGACCGUGGUGAGCCUGGCCCUGCAGGCUUACCAGGUUCCCCAGGGGGUCCCGGAACUCCAGGUCCUGUUGGGCCUCCAGGAGAUGCAGGUCAAAGAGGUGAAACUGGUUCUCGAGGUCCAAUGGGUCCCCCAGGUCGUGCAGGAAAAAGAGGUUUACCUGGUCCCCAAGGACCUCGUGGUGACAAAGGUGACAAUGGAGAUCGAGGCGAUAGGGGCCAGAAAGGACACAGGGGUUUCACUGGGCUUCAAGGUCUUCCUGGUCCUCCUGGUCCUAUUGGUGAACAGGGCAGUCCUGGCAUUCCAGGCCCAUUUGGUCCUCGGGGUCCUCCAGGUCCAGUUGGUCCUUCCGGCAAAGAUGGAAGUCCUGGUCCACUUGGGCCAAUUGGGCCUCCUGGUGUUAGAGGGAGUGUGGGAGAAGCCGGACCUGAGGGUCCGCCAGGUGAUCCUGGCCCUCCUGGCCCUCCAGGACCUCCAGGCCAUCUCACUGCUGCCAUUGGUGACAUUAUGGGACACUAUGAUGAUGCUAUGGCAGAUCCACUACCAGAGUUUACUGAAGAUGAAGCAGCCCCAGAUGACCACAAUAAAACAGACCCAGGAGUCCAUGCCACACUGAAGUCACUGAGCAGCCAGAUUGAGACUAUGCGCAGCCCAGAUGGUUCAAAGAAACACCCAGCACGGACUUGUGAUGAUGUAACAGAAUCAUAUUUUACGUUCUCUGCAGGUGAAUAUUGGAUUGAUCCUAACCAGGGAUGUGUUGAAGAUGCUAUAAAAGUAUACUGCAACAUGGAAACUGGAGAGACCUGUAUUUCUGCAAACCCGUCUACUAUACCACGUAAAACAUGGUGGGCCAGCAGGUCAUCUGACGUAAAGCCCAUUUGGUAUGGCCUUGAUAUGAACAGGGGAUCACAGUUUCUGUACGGGGAUACAGCUGUCACUCAGAUGACAUUCCUGCGCCUCCUAUCAAAGGAAGCUUCCCAGAAUAUCACUUACCUUUGUAAAAACAGUGUUGGGUACAUGGAUGACCAGACUAAGAACCUGAAAAAAGCCGUAAUUCUGAAGGGGGCCAAUGACCUGGAGAUCAAAGCGGAGGGAAACAGCCGAUUCAGAUACACUGUUCUGCAUGACAGUUGUUCUAAACGUAAUGGGAAUGUUGGCAAGACUGUCUUUGAGUACAGAACACAGAACGUGGCACGCUUACCUAUCAUUGAUAUUGCACCAGUGGACAUUGGCAGUACCGACCAGGAAUUUGGAAUUGAAAUUGGGCCAGUUUGCUUUGUGUAAGAGAAAGGGGGGGAAAUUAACACAAUACCCAGCAACAGCAGCAAUUAAACACACGAACUUAGACUGAUUGAAGUUAAUCCUGAGACUCUUGAAGUAAUGUCUGAUAUUGGAUCAGCAUUGUAUAUACGGUUCUUUUUAAAUGCCCGGCCUCCUUUUGAAUAUUUAUUUUACUUACAAACUUUCCGUUUUAAAUGAUUGAAACCAACUUUUUAGUACAACAGUACAAUUUUAAGAGGAUCGAUGACCACCUUUUAAAAGUAAUAUGAAUCUUUUUCCUCGCUUUUGUUUCAAAUUAUUUCAAAAUUUACAGGUAUUCAAAAUAGAUAGUUUUAAUGUGGAACUAUGUUAAGCUCUAAGGAUUAUUUCUUUUGCUUGGAUGCAUACUAAAUAACAGAAAAGUAGAGCACUUUUGUGAACCAUUGGCUGUAUUUCAAGCAAACAUAUUCCCU